This is a messenger RNA of Symbiodinium sp. CCMP2592, 1830 nucleotides long. Lineage: Eukaryota; Dinophyceae; Suessiales; Symbiodiniaceae. The record is from the annotation of a GenBank genome assembly.
AUGGCACCCACGGCGCUUGACAACUUCGUAACUGCUUUGCGGCAGGGCCAGAGGCCUACUACCGAAGAUGCCGACAAAGUGGACCUGCUGUUUCCCAUGUACACAGUCCGAAUCGACGUGCUGCUGCACAUGGCGGUCGUUAGAGCCCAUGAGGAGCUGCUCUGCGAGGGCCACCUUACAGAGUACCAGGAAGAUCUGGGGAGGGCCAUUUUCGUGUCCCAUGAGUGGAUGAGUGCGGACCAUCCGGACCCUAAGGGGGAGCAGCUCAAGGUCCUGCAGGAUGCGUUGCGUAACCUUCUGUCUGGCAGCUGCCGAAUCCGUACGUCGGCCGUGACCGAGCUCUGCUUCGGCAAAGUGAGAACUCCAACACCUCAGGAGCUGCGCGAAAAAUCGCUGUAUGUGUGGUACGACUAUCUCAGCUGUCCACAAGGCUCAGACGCAGAAGCAGUUUCGGGUCGACAGAGGGCGAUUGACACGAUUGUUGCCUAUGUUGCACGGUGUCAGUACUUCGUCGUCCUCUGCCCGGCUCUUGCCCACCAUGAUCGUAACCAGAUCAUUGAUACGGAAAGCCUAAACCGACGAGCGUGGUGCCGCGCUGAGAGGCUUGCUCGAGAGCUGGGAGAACGUGGGGAUGGUCAAACCGUCGUGAUCGAGAGUGCCGGGCAUCAGAGCCUGGUGAUUCCCACACAGCUGCAUUUGGCUGCUCCAGGCACAGGGGAGCUCACAUUUGAGCAGGAUCGCCCCCGCAUCAGGCGGCUGGUGCUGCAAAUGAUCUGGAAGAAGUUGUUGUAUUUCCUUGAGCGAGGUGAUCUUCACAGCUAUCGCUUCCUCUUGAACAAGCAACAUGCUUGUUGCCUUCAGGGCCUAGACACCCAGCCGCUUGAAGGCUUGAUUCCGGACUUUCGGCCACGGAAGGAUCCAUUCCUGAGCCCAGGAAGCUGUGCUGUAGAGCGGUUUUUGCACGAAAACGGUUUCUGCACAAUCCAAGACCGUGACACUGCUGGAUGGACCCCGCUAUGCUAUGCUGUGAUGACUGGUGACUCAUCGUUGGUUGCAGCCCUGCUGGAACAUGGCGCAAACAGCAAUGAUUCCAUCACCAAGAGCAAGAGAGAGCUACUGUUCCCAAAGAAGAUGUCCGUAUUGUCCAUAGCCGCCCACUUUCGCAGUAACGAGACACUCCAAGUGCUCUUAGCUGCAAGGGCAAAUGUGAAUGCCCGCGACAGCUUCAAGACGACUGCAUUGCAUUGGGUUUGUACGUCAGAUAACUCUGAAGGUUUCCAACUUCUGGUUGACGCAAAUGGCGAUUUGCAACAACAGGAUGGUCUGGGAUUUGACAUCUUCAAGACAGCCUGUGCUAAUGGUUCCUACCGAAUUCUCACCAAGAUGCUCGCUGAGCCUCAUGAUGACAUCAGCCUGCGCAGCUGCUUUCACUGGGCGCUCUUGAUUGGAGGGGGGUCGAGGGAUGCCAUUUCCCUUCUCAUCUCAGCCAAAGCAGACGUUAACGAGACGUGGGACUUGACGUCGUCCAGGCUCCUAAAGGCGGCACUGACAAUGUAUGGUGUCCGGCAUCGCAUUCGACCUUCAAGGCUCACGAUGUUGGCCUAUCACCACGUGGGAUCCACGCCGCUUAUGCUCAGCAUCCUGAACGGGUAUUUCGGAGCCACCCUCCUGCUAUUGGAGGCCAGGGCGCAGGUGGACAAGAAGAACAGUCGGGGGCGAACAGCGCUCCAACUAGCCCAGGAGGCACAGGCGCCCUGCCCGGUCUAUCAGGCUAUGGAGUCCGAACUGCAAAGGGAGGAGGAUUCAACGGAGGAAAUUUUCUCCGUCUGA